Molecule: messenger RNA, 651 nt
Organism: Cryphonectria parasitica EP155
Lineage: Eukaryota; Fungi; Ascomycota; Sordariomycetes; Diaporthales; Cryphonectriaceae
Exons: 2
Coding region: 146-619 (157 amino acids)
Source: RefSeq, a predicted model, not a curated record
CCAAAGGCUCUGGCAAUCUUUCACCUAGCAAACUUCAACAAGAAUGGCCAAUUUGGGGCCGUCACGGUCAUACUCUACUAGUAGUCAACGGACAGACCAUCGGUACCUGUCUCAAUCCUCACGACCGUUGUGUUUUAUGUGCAACAUGGAGUUGGACUUGCACGUUCCUCUUGGGGAGCCUGGCUCUACCGAGUUGGUGUGUCCAGUCAUUGUGCAGGCCGCUGCCCUACCCGAUCACCACGGUCCCUACGCUGUCGAGAACCUGUCCGAGUCCGAACAUUCUCGUGCCACAUCAAAAGGCCAAAGCCGUCAUACCACAAAAGCCUCAUCCAGCGGCAGUCGAACCUCCGGCACACUCCACAGACGAAGUCGCGUCCCUUCAGUCAAGGGCGGCCACAGCGGCUCCAGAUCAAAGCGAGAAGGCAAAGGCCAUUCGACUCUGGCGACGUCCAGUUCACAUCACAAUGAUGGCUUUGCACAAGGCUUCACCGACCAAGUGAUGGUCAGCCCUAUCCUUGAACAAACACCUUUAACGGAGCAAGAUGCCCGUAGGUACUCGCAGGCAUUGUCGAUGCAAUCGUUCAUGCUUGAAGAGACAUGGAACUCUAGGCACGGGUGAGAAUGUGCCAAGAUGUCGAUGGUGACAUACAA